This is a messenger RNA of Chelonoidis abingdonii (Abingdon island giant tortoise), 5328 nucleotides long. It is a transcript of the gene SEC24D, whose product is annotated as SEC24 homolog D, COPII coat complex component. The record is from RefSeq and is a predicted model, not a curated record. Gene Ontology annotation, cellular component: endoplasmic reticulum exit site; COPII vesicle coat. Gene Ontology annotation, biological process: intracellular protein transport; endoplasmic reticulum to Golgi vesicle-mediated transport; COPII-coated vesicle cargo loading. NCBI's taxonomy places the organism in Eukaryota, Metazoa, Chordata, Testudines, Testudinidae. Gene Ontology annotation, molecular function: zinc ion binding; SNARE binding.
GGGCGGCCGCGAGCGGAGAGGAGCCGGGAGCUUCGUGCCGGGGACAGCUGCUGUGCGACCGGCCCGAGCGUGCGAGCCACAGAGACACGGGGGAGGGGGGCUGCACACGGUGCACAGACUUGUAAGGGAGACUCCCAUUUGGAAUGAGAAUAGUAACGGAAUGAGCCAACAAGGUUAUGUUGCAACACCUCCAUAUUCCCAAUCCCAGCCGGGUAUUGGGGGAUUUUCUACAGGCUUUGGACCACCUACUUCUUCACCUCUUUAUGGGCAUUAUGGUGACUCAACCCGAUCAUACUCGGCACCUCAGUCAGGUAUGUUGAAAUCUACUGUGCCUUUUGGGUCCUCUGCUCCUGCUGGAUCUCCACCUCCUGGCACCCAUCAGUAUAGCCAGACAAACCUCCAGAAUGGCCCCCAUUCAACUGGACAUCAGCCACACAGGUUUCAAGGCCCUUCACCUCGCAACAAUGCAACACCUUCUUAUCCCCCGUACUGCCCUCAGUCACAGCCAUCCUUUCCAAAUAGUGCAUCCUCUUCAUCCACAACACAACUGGCUAAUCAGCUCAGCAGCCUGCAGAUAAAUAACUAUGGUCCUGGUGCUUCUCAGAGUUCUCACGUGCCUUCUGGGAUUCCAACAUCUUUUCAAGGUCCAUGUCCUCCACCACCACCAACACAGCAGCAAAUGGCCUUGCCACCUGGAUCUCAGAUUUCUCCAGCACCAGCAAAUAACAUGAAUGGCAUUUGUACUCCACCCUCACUGCCUCCAAUGGCCAUACAGGAUGGGAUUCCUGGAUCUGUACCCCCAAGUGCCAACUUGCAGCAACUUCCAGGACAACCCCCAAUGCCUGGGUAUCAUCCACAGCAUGCCAACUAUGGCCCUCAGAUGGCAGGCUCUCAGCACUCUUAUCCUGGUGCCUUUCCUGGGAGUCCAGGACAGCUUGCUGGUCCACAGCAGAGGAAGCUUGAUCCUGACUCCAUCCCAAGCCCCAUUCAAGUAAUUGAAAAUGAUAAGGCUUCCAGAGGAGGUCAAAUCUAUGCUACAAACAUCAGAGGCCAAGUUCCUCCUCUUGUCACCACAGAUUGUGUGAUCCAAGAUCAAGGCAAUGCCAGCCCUCGUUAUAUUCGAUGUACUGCCUACUGCUUCCCAUCCUCUUCUGAUAUGGCCAAACAAGCUCAGAUUCCGUUGGCUGCUGUCAUCAAGCCUUUUGCUGCUGUUCCACCAAAUGAGACACCUCUUUAUGUUAUCAACCAUGGGGAGACUGGGCCAAUUCGAUGCAACAGAUGCAAAGCCUAUAUGUGUCCCUUCAUGCAGUUCACUGAAGGGGGAAGAAAGUAUCAGUGUGGAUUUUGCCACUGCAUAAAUGAUGUUCCUCCGUUCUUCUUUCAACAUCUGGACCACAUUGGCAGAAGAACAGACCACUACGAGAGGCCAGAGUUAUCUCUAGGAUCAUAUGAAUAUGUUGCUACAUUGGAUUAUUGCAGAAAUAACAAGCCUCCAAACUCACCAGCCUAUAUCUUCAUGAUCGACGUGUCAUAUAGUAACAUAAAGAGUGGCCUUGUUAAACUCAUAUGUAAUGAGCUGAAGACUGUGCUGGAUAAACUUCCAAGAGAAGAGCAAGAAGAGACCUCAGCUAUUCGAGUUGGCUUUGUCACCUAUAACAAAGUUCUUCAUUUCUUUAAUGUAAAGAGCAACCUAGCUCAGCCUCAGAUGAUGGUAGUAUCGGAUGUUGGAGAAGUCUUUGUUCCUUUGCUGGAUGGUUUCCUUGUCAACUUUCAGGAAUCACGAUCUGUUGUGAACAACUUGUUGGACCAGAUUCCAGAGAUGUUUGCAGACACUAAUGAGAGUGAGACUGUCUUUGCUCCUGUUAUCCAGGCUGGCAUGGAAGCACUGAAGGCAGCAGAAUGUGCUGGAAAGUUGUUUAUCUUCCAUUCUUCAUUGCCGACUGCUGAAGCACCAGGGAAGCUGAAAAACAGAGAUGACAAAAAACUGAUCAAUACAGAUAAAGAGAAGAUACUUUUCCAGCCACAGAUGAAUAUUUAUGAGUCCCUGGCCAGAGAUUGUGUGGCUCAUGGCUGCUGUGUGGAUCUGUUCCUCUUCCCAAACCAGUAUGUGGAUGUAGCCUCCAUGGGUCUUGUCACAAUGUACACUGGAGGAACUCUUUACAAAUACAACAAUUUUCAGGUACAUUCUGAUGGUCCCCAAUUCCUGGGUGACCUCAGGAAGGACCUAGAAAAAAGAACAGGAUUUGAUGCAAUCAUGAGGGUUCGCACAAGUACAGGUUUCAGGCCCACUGACUUCUUUGGUGCCAUUUACAUGAAUAACACCACAGAUGUAGAGAUGGCAGCAGUAGACUGUGACAAAGCAAUAACAGUGGAGUUCAAGCAUGAUGACAAACUGAAUGAAGACAGUGGAGCCUUAAUUCAGUGUGCUGUACUUUACACUUCGAUAAGUGGGCAAAGACGACUCCGCGUACACAAUAUUGGCUUAAACUGUAGUUCCCAGUUAGCAGAUCUCUACAAGAGUUGUGAAACUGAUGCACUUAUAAACUUCUUUGCUAAAUCAGCUUUCAAAGCCAUUCUAAGCCAGCCCUUGAAGACAAUCAGAGAGAUCCUGGUGAGUCAGACUGCUCGUAUGUUGGCGUGUUACAGAAAGAAUUGUGCCAGUCCAUCUGCAGUAAGCCAGCUUAUCCUUCCCGAUGCAAUGAAGGUGCUACCAGUUUAUAUUAAUUGUUUAUUAAAAAGUUGUGUGCUAGUUGGCAGACCAGAAAUCCCAACAGAUGAAAGAGCUUAUCAUAGACAGUUGGUCAUGUCUAUGGAUGUUGCUGACACCCAGCUGUUUUUCUAUCCACAGCUUCUGCCAAUUCACACUAUAGAUGUAAAGAGCGAUGCGUUCCCCACUGCUGUCCGUUGCUCAGAGGAACGUCUGUCUGAAGGCGGGGUCUUCUUCUUGGCAAAUGGGCUAAAUAUGAUGUUGUGGCUGGGAGUCAGUGCCCCACCAGAGCUUAUUCAAGGGAUCUUUAAUGUGCCGUCCUUUGCACAUAUCAGCACAGAGAUUACACUACUCCCUGAAGUGGACAAUCCCUAUUCUAAGAAGCUCAGAUCAAUAAUGGAUUACAUCCAGAGCAACAGACCGUACUCCAUGAAGCUGCUAAUAGCAAAGCAACGUGAACAAGCAGAAAUGCUUUUCCGACAAUACCUGGUGGAAGACAAAGGUCUUUAUGGAGGAGCUUCUUAUGUUGAUUUCCUAUGCUGUGUCCAUAAAGAGAUCUGUCAGUUGCUCAGCUAAAAGGAAGCUUGACAUAUAUUUCAUCAGAUAUUCCUUCCAUUUGGUGACUAACUCCAUGUAGUGUUUAACUAAGCUUUUCCUAUGCUAUUUGUGUACAGUUUCUAACUUCACAGAUUAGUGCUCACUUUCAGAGUAUCUAGUUUAUGUAGGAAAUUCUGCACUCAGGUAUAAAUCUUUUGAGAGGGGCUUUAAAGAGUGCCUGUUUCUAAUUGACAGAUGAAAGCAUAGGGGUUGCAUUUCCUAAAUAUAAUUCACAGAACAUUCCAAUGUCCUCAAUUAUCUAAUCUAUUCAUGUAAAGUAUACUAUAACUGAGGAUUAAACAUCACAAUGUGUAAAACUAGUUUUUUCAACUCCAUUAAAUAUCCAGUUUGCAAUAACAUUGUUCAAGUGGGCUUCCGUGGGGGCCUGUUCCGGUUGUGUUGAGCAGUUAGAAUCAUUAUAUGGUCCCUGGUGUAAAUCUACUUGUACCCAAUGAAGCAUACAGUAAAGUAAUUCCCUGACAAAAGCAAAUAUUUACUGCUGCAGAGGCAAACUAUCUAGGGCUAAUUUUGGCUCACCGUGUACCACAAAGAAGCAUGUUGUUCAGGCAGCUGGUCCAUCUCCAGAAAAGCACCCAUGAUGAAAUGCAUUCAUCCCUAUCUCACACAUCAUGGCACUGUUAAAGAAAAGUAUUACACACUGAGCUACUUCUGUUUAACCAGCUGCAGAGCUAUAAGCAUAUGUACACAUGCUAGUUCUGAUCCCGAACAGCCUAUAUGCAAGACUGCAGCCCUCUUUUAAGACACUUCACUAAAAUGUUUACCAUGGGAGUGCAAUAGUAAUGGUGAGCUAGGCUAACUUUGCACAUGAUUGGGGUGAGGCUUCAGAAAUUACACGGGGUCACUACUGAAAUCUUGGUAGAUGAACUCGCUCUGUAUGUGAGGCAGAGUGCAAAUGGUCUGCCUCCAUUGACUUACAUCCAUGUGUGGAUAAUCAAGGAUACAGAAGUCUAUCUACAACUGGUCCCUUCCAUCAUGCUCAGGAGAUAUAGGUGACAGAACUUGGCCCAUAGAAACUACAGUGAAAGAAGGGAAGAGCAGUAAUAAGUGCAACAAAAAUUACCCUGGAUUUGGCAGGUACAUUUAGCUGCUACUGUCAGUCUUUUCAUUAGUAAAUGACUUGCUUUAUAUUUAUUAGUGUCUCUUCAAUACAAUAGUAAAUUUGGUCUACUUCCUAUAAAAAAAAGUUUAAUUCUGAAACCUUAACUAUAUUAAUCAGAAAUCAAAUUCAGUAUAAUUUGAAUAUUACAAUCCUUAUUCACCACCUGGAAUAUUCAUAACUUUUAACUUAACUUAACAAAAAUUUGAAAUACAACUGUGGUUUGAAUAUUUGUCUUUUUGAAAGUCCAAGGACUGUUGGCACUUGUUUUAACCAAAGGUCACAUAUGAUGCUGGAAGCAACAUUAUUUAUUUACAUAGUAGUUGUGUAUUUCUGUGACCAUCAACUCAAAUAUAUUAAGACAGUUAUUGCUUUGAAAAAGCUAGAUCGCUGAUUGAUAUUAAGGGCAGCAUUUGGAAAAUGAAAAGGCAGUUCACUUUAAGUGUUCUGUUGAUUAGAUAGUUUCUUCAUAUCAAACUGUUAAUGCAUUCACACAGGAUGAGAACAUGAUGAUAAAUCUCACCUGCAGACCUUCUCCUGACAAUUUAGGAGAAUUUUGGAACUCUUCCCAAACACUGUAAAAGGAAAGCAACCAGUCCUCAAAGUGUAGAGGAAAAACUUCAGAAACCUGCAAAAAAUUAUAUGCUUUUUAAGAAAUGUUUAGCAUGUCAAGUGAAUUAGAAAAUCAUGUAAUGUUGUUGUUUAAAGUGGUUGCAAAGAAUUGAAAGCUCCCUUGAUCAAGUACUACAAAAGAACCCUCCUAGACUAAAAUCAACUGGGAGCUAAAUCUGAUAUUUCUUCAGAGACAGAUGGGAAUUUGUAGCCAUUCCAAUUCAGUGUACAUUAUGAAUUACACCAGCAACUUUUUAAAAAAUAUAAACAAAUGUUUAUUAAAUAUCAUUACUAU